Messenger RNA from Pedinophyceae sp. YPF-701, 624 nucleotides. NCBI's taxonomy places the organism in Eukaryota, Viridiplantae, Chlorophyta, Pedinophyceae. The record is from the annotation of a GenBank genome assembly.
AUGGCGGACGACUACAUCGUCGAGCUGGUGAGGAGGCUCAAACUGCACGCCGAUGAGGACACCGUGGUGGCCGCCGCGGAACAGCUCGGCGUAUUCGACGUUGAAUCAGUAGCUAUCUCCACGGAGGAGGACUGGAUGGAGCUCGGGGUGCCUAAGCUAAAGGCGAGGCGCCUCAUCCAAGAAGCAGCGCGGGAGCAGAAGAAGUGCACCCCGUUCGGCGAAUCGGACGAGUUCACCGUCGAUGGACUGAUGAAGCGGGUGGCAGAUCCCGCAGUCAACGUCAUCGAUUUCCUCGGCCGGGAGCUCGUCGGAAGCGGCCAGUCCAUCAAGGUGAUCCGUCCCGGCGUGGUCCUCAAGAACGGCGCUCUCAGGAACGUCCAGCUGCGGGUGACGGACGGGGCGAACGGCUGCGCCAUUGAGCACGUGGAUGUUCGCAGCUUCUCCGGUAACGAGACGAGUGUCGAGAUCCGCGGUGCCAAGGGCGUGACAAUCAGGAAGUGCACCAUCAAGGGGAACUCCAGCACUGGCCUGAGCGCUCUGGCCGGCGCCGAGGUGCGCUGCUCAUCCAUUGACGCCGCGCAGGCGGAGGUGUACCGGAAAUACCGCGCUCUGCUCGCGUGCUGA